UUAAUAGAUUACGAGGAAGUGUUAGAUUUUGGCGAGGAGGCGGUGAAGAGUGUGACAAUAGCAGAAUGGCUACAAAUCUUGAUCCACACACCAAUUUUUCCCGAGCUUGCCGGGCCAUUGUUGACCUAAAUACUGAUAUAUUAAGAGAUGAACUGGAUUCUCACGUCACACCAUCAGACAUAGCCAGCAAAGCUAAUGCAUGUACCAAACUGCCAAGCCUCCGACCAGAACAAUGGAUUGUAAUCAACAACGCCGCCACUAAAGGUUCCUACGAAGAUUUCGACAGCUCUCUGUUGUACAUCAUGAUAAGAAAUUUAUGCUCACUUCCGCCACCUAAACUUGGAUGGAACAAAAAGCCUCUUGGUACAGAUCUCUCAGUGGCAGCAGAUGUAGAAAGAAUCCGCUACUAUAGAAAUGAAGUUUAUGGACAUACCACUCGAGCGGAAAUAUCAGAUUCUGAAUUCCGAAUAAUAUGGUUGGAUCUUGAAAAAAUAUCUGAAAGAUUUGAUAAAAAUAGACCGGGCAAAAAUUAUAAAAAGGCAAAAAGGUUAAAAGAUGAGUAG
Messenger RNA from Saccostrea cuccullata (small rock oyster), 563 nucleotides. RefSeq lists its product as uncharacterized. The record is from RefSeq and is a predicted model, not a curated record. The coding region runs from base 66 to 563 and encodes 165 amino acids. The transcript has 3 exons. NCBI's taxonomy places the organism in Eukaryota, Metazoa, Mollusca, Bivalvia, Ostreida, Ostreidae.